This is a messenger RNA of Phytophthora sojae, 312 nucleotides long. RefSeq lists its product as hypothetical. NCBI's taxonomy places the organism in Eukaryota, Oomycota, Peronosporomycetes, Peronosporales, Peronosporaceae. The transcript has a single exon. The coding region runs from base 1 to 312 and encodes 103 amino acids. The record is from RefSeq and is a predicted model, not a curated record.
AUGCGCCUCGACUACUUCGUGCUCCUUGCUAUAGCGGGUUUUCUGGCAGGUGUCGAUGCCGCCUCCGUAGCGUCGCCAGGCUUGUCGACUGCGACUCAUUCAAUCGCAAGCGACCAGGAGGACGCCGGUGUCCAAAGGUUUUUGAAGGCCCUCAAGGAGCCGACAACCACGAAGAGAGGUAACACCGAGCUAUCGAGAAGGUCGCGAGUGCUAUCAAAACCGGGAUCACGAGGUCUCAAUACGUCGACGAUUUGUUCACGCGACUCAGCCUCCACGACAAGAAGGGCUUCCUGUUUGGUGUCACUGAGAUGA